This is a messenger RNA of Lasiosphaeria miniovina, 1359 nucleotides long. RefSeq lists its product as uncharacterized. The coding region runs from base 1 to 1359 and encodes 452 amino acids. Lineage: Eukaryota; Fungi; Ascomycota; Sordariomycetes; Sordariales; Lasiosphaeriaceae. The transcript is spliced from 2 exons. The record is from RefSeq and is a predicted model, not a curated record.
AUGUCCCCCCCUCAGUCCUCGAUCCUCGAAUGGAUUCAUGAUUCGGAUGACAAGGGCCACGUUUGGUCCUUCACAUUCACUCUGUUGCAGCUUAACCUAUACACGGAUUUCUUUGAGCAGCUCCUACUCUGCGAAGUGCUAGACGAGGACCACGUGCUAUCACGCAAGGUGAUCGAUCCGCUCAGGGCCGAUAUCCGCGACAUCUUUCUGCUUUCGCGCCAUCCAAACCCUGAUAGCAACGCCCCGACCGAGGCAGUGAAGAUUAAGGGCGGCGAUCUCGCAUUGCUUAUUUUAGAGGCUCUGGAGAAGAUAGCUUCUGUCGAGGAAAACGAGGUGGUUCAAGAAGGAUGGGUAGCCUCCGAAGUGUCCGAUUGGAAUACCAUCUUGGAGAACCCGGUCGGUCUCGACCCAAGCACUGUCGUAGACACGGCGCCCCACUUCCUGAGGCGCACGCCGAAGCAGAUCGCCGGAGACUUGCCGUCUUGGCUGCGUGUUGUCCAUAUCGAGUCCAUCAUGCGGCAAGAUCUGGCUCGGGGCUUUGUAAACUACCAGACGAGGUUGCGAGAGAAGCUCGAGGGUAUGGACGUGUCUGAUCUGCGUGGCAAGCUGCCGCCACACAGGGCGCUCGCCCGCCGUGUCUUGUCCAUCAUCUCCAAGGAGGAUCUGAUCGACGAGAUGGUCAAGCCGCGCGUGACAUACUACGGAACGCCCCUGUCAAGUGUCAGCUAUAUCCUCCGGUUUGGAUUCCGAAUGACUGGGAAUAUAGUUGACGGGAAAGUGAUUGCGUCGCCGCGGUCCGGCUUCGUGUUUAACCGUGGCAUCUACAGCUCCGACAGGGCAGGGUACGCCAUGGCUUAUGCCACAGGACAGCGCCAAAGGACUCCCGUGGGCGAUAUUCCCACCAUGAGGCUCUUUGUGUGCGCCACAAUCAUGGGCCGCACCCUCAGCGGGGGAAACGAGGCUGUUGAUCAAAGCCACCCCGUGCAUGGCCCGCUCGUAGAAGGCUACGACAGCCAUUUCGAUGGCGGUUAUGAGUACGUGGCGCACAGCGAGCGGGCCAUGCUGCCCUGCUACGUGGUGCACCUCGACGUGGGCCCAGAAAGAGCGGCUAGCAUGCUGCAAUGGAUAGAAGAGAACAAGCAGCGAGCCAGUAAUGACAAGCCCAAGGUCGAUCCGCGACUCGAGGGCAUGACGAACGAAAAGAACAAGACCCCCGGCGACGUGAAGCGCGAAAAGGAGGCCAAGAAGGCGGCGGCCAUGAAUUGGUUCCCCUACGGUUUUGGCAGCGCGUCCGGUACCAACUUUAUCAUUGAGGAGAUUGGCGAAGUUAGCGACGACAAGGAGGAACACGGCGAGUAG